AUGAACGUAGAUGUAGACAACAUGAACGUAGGUGAAGAUAAUGUUAAUCCCGUUCCGGAUAUUGAUAUUUUUGAUCCUAGAAAUUGGGGUGGGCUUAGUAAUGACAUGAUUAAAGAGUUGGUUAUGAAAGGUCCAAAAAGAGAUAGGGAUGUUGUUAAGGGCCCCGUGGAUAAAUUUGGUAGACAUUUUUCUAAUACCAUGUACACCAGAAUUCUAUCAAAUAGGGAGACGUGCGAUAGAGAAUGGCUAGUGUAUUCGAAAAAACUUGACAAACUCUAUUGUUUUUGUUGUAAAGUUUUUAGAACGGGGCAUCCGAAAGGUGGGUUGGAUGAUGAAGGUUAUAACGAUUGGAUACAUGCCAGUGGUAGACUUAAACAACAUGAAGUUGGUUUAGAACAUUUCAAGAAUAUGAAUGAAUGGUUUGAAUUGCACCAACGGUUGAAAUGCAAUGAAACAAUUGACAAAUCGGCAUAUGAGCAAUUUAGAAAAGAAAAAGAUUAUUGGAAACAAGUCAUCUUAAGGAUUGUUGCACUUGUGAAGUUUCUUGCAAAAUAUGGCUUAGCGUUUCGUGGGUCAAAUGAGAAGUUGUAUCAAAAAGGCAAUGGAAACUUUUUGGGUUUGGUUGAGAUGUUGGAAGAGUUUGACCCGAUUAUGAAAGAACAUGUGCGCCGAGUUUUGAAUGAUGAGUGCCAUGUACACUUUCUUAGCCACAAUAUUCAAAAUGAGUUGAUACAAUUAUUAGGGGAUAAAGUUAGAACCGAAAUCAUCAAGAAGGUUAAGCAAGCAAAGUAUUACUCCAUCAUCCUCGAUUGCACGCCUGAUACAAGUCACCAAGAGCAAAUGUCCAUAAUUGUGAGGUGGCAAAUUUUGAAAGACAAUGUUAAAGGAUUAACUCUUAAAUCAUUGUCUACGACUCGUUGGGAAAGUCGUAUAGAUAGUAUUAAGCCUAUAAGAACUCAACUUGGAGAUGUAAGAAAGGCUUUGCGAGAAGUUAGGGGGACGGAUAGAGAUGCUAGAAUCAUAAGUGAAGCUAAAUCAUUAGAAGAGUAUGAACUUGGUGAUUUUGAAUUUUUGGCACAAAUUGUAAUUUGGUUUGAAUUAUUAUCAAAGGUGAAUAUGGUGAACAAACGGUUGCAAGCAAAAGAUGUUGUCCAUGAUGUUGCUAUUGAUGAAGUAGACAAAUUAAUUAAAUUCUUUAAGAAUUAUAGAGAAGUGGGGUUCUCUAAGGCACUUGAUGAAGCUAGAGAAAUUGCAAAUGAAAUAGGUGUAAAUGCGGAAUUUCGUCAAGAACGUGUGAUAUAUAGGAAAAAACAAUUUGAUGAAUCGUCAAGUGUAGAAGAAGUAACAUUUUCACCCGAGGAGGAUUUUAGAGUAAAUUAUUUUUUAAGUAUUGUUGAUCAAGCUAUUUUUUCACUUGAAACAAGAUUUGAACAAUACCAAAAAUUCGAAAAAAUAUUUGGGUUUUUGUUUCCUAAAAAGUUGAAGACUCUUGAUGAAGCCAAGCUUAAGGAGUGUUGUUAUCGCCUUAAAGAUGCAUUGAAGUAUGAAGGAGAAUCGGAUAUUGAUGCUAAAGAAUUGUAUACGGAGUUGAAUGUUGUUGACAUUCCGGUAACCGUUGCAUCAGCGGAAAGAAGUUUCUCAAAGUUGAAGUUGUUGAAGACCUAUUUACGUUCUACAAUGUCACAAGAAAGGCUAAACGGGUUGGCAACAAUAUCUAUUGAAAGUGAAAUAUUAGAUACUAUGGAUUACAAGGAGUUGAUCGAGAGCUUUGCUUCAAAAAACGCUAGGAGAACCACACUGUUUGCUUAG
Helianthus annuus (common sunflower) is the source of this 1809-nucleotide messenger RNA. RefSeq lists its product as uncharacterized. The transcript has 3 exons. The record is from RefSeq and is a predicted model, not a curated record. Gene Ontology annotation, molecular function: protein dimerization activity. NCBI's taxonomy places the organism in Eukaryota, Viridiplantae, Streptophyta, Magnoliopsida, Asterales, Asteraceae. The coding region runs from base 1 to 1809 and encodes 602 amino acids.